CACGCUGGCGCCAUAAUUCGUACAUCCCUCCUACACUGUUGCAUUUCGCAAAUGCAUAGGCCAAAAUAAAAUAAUAAAAAAACAACAAAAAAAUGCCAACCUAAAUACAUACAUAAAUACAUAAUUUUGUUUGUUGUUGUUGUUGCAUUUCGAUUUCGAUAAAAGACGAAUACAUUUAGGUAGUGACGUCUAACCCCCCGCCGCCCUUUCCGCCCGCCGCCGACGAGCCGAGUUGAGCCGCCCAAAAAAAAGCGCAGAGUGCAGCAAGCAGCAAGCAGAGCAAAGAGGAAAACGCGACGCGGAAAGAAAGUUGAGCGACGCAUGCGAACGCGAACGUGAACGCGAACAGCAGCGCAGCGAAAAUUGCGCCUCGCCGAAAAGUGCAUCAGCAGCAGCAUCGGCAGCAACAGAAGCAGCAGCAGGCACGACAGCGACGUCGAUGACGUUGGCGUCAACAGCCUUGGGACACAGCACAGCAACAGUCGCAGUCACAGUUGGAGGACAGCAACAACAGCAAGAGCUAUCGAUGGCAAGUGGCAGUGCAGCAACAGCAGCAGCAGCAGCUGCUGGACGUCAACAGCGUCCCAGUGAUAGCGAUUUGCGGGAGCUGCGCGAGAUUAAGCAGCUGCUGUGGGGCGAUAAUGUGCGCGAAGAUGUUUUCACGCGUUGGUCUCAAGGCUUUGAAUUUAGUGAUGUGGAGCCGUCAGCUUUGGUGCAAAAACAGGGCGGUCCUUGUGCUGUGAUAGCGCCCGUUCAGGCGUACUUGCUGAAAAGAAUCAUCAUGGACAAGCCAGGCAUCCAGCUGAUCGACCUGCCACGCGAGGAGUGCGAAAGUCUGUUGAUACGUGCGCUGUGCAACAUUCUGAAGAAUUGCCGUGCGCAUCGCUAUAAGAUUGUCACCCUGCACCCUGAUUGUCGUGCAACCAAAGAGCGUCGCCUGACGCCACCAAGCGUCGCCGCAGCCGCUGCCGCCGCCAACACCAACACCUCAAACACAACAACAAACCCGGCUGGCGCUGCUACUGCCGAUGAUGCUACCGUCGAAGCGGCCAUUGAGGCCGAGGAGCAAGCCACUGAAAUGGCAACUGGCAAUGCAAGUGCAACGGGAAUUGAUGCUUCAGCUACAGCUACAGGUACAGCGACAGCAGGAGGAGCAGGAGCCGGAGCAGGAGCCGAAACAGCUGCUGACGGCACAACGUUGGUGAUACGCAUGCAGCUGAAUCUGACGCUAACGCCAGAUGAAUUCCAUGAUGGAUUGCAUACGGUGCACUUUCAUCAUAUCACCGAUGUGGCACGCUUCUACAUGCAGAACUAUAGUCAACUGUCGCACACAUAUGGUGUGCUGCUCUUCAUGUAUUCGGUAUUCCUAACCAAGGGCACGGAACAGGUGAAUGCCGAUAUAUCGGAUACAUCGGAACCGCUGAUACAUAGCACAUACGGUUAUGGCGCUCAAUCGCUGAUCAAUCUAAUGCUGACGGGUCGGGCUGUCGCCCAUGUCUGGGACAAUGAACAGGAUGUCGGUGGACUCAAGUUGCGCGGCAUCUCUGAGCAGAGUGAUAUUGGUUUCAUAACGCUAAUGGAACAGAUGCGCUAUUGCACCGUCGGUUCAUUCUUUAAGAAUCCACGCUAUCCCGUCUGGGUGAUGGCCUCCGAUACGCAUUUAACUGUUUUGUUUAGCAACGAAAAGAGGCUCGUGUCGCCGGAGACACCAUCGGAGACGGGACGACGCGUCUUCAAAUCGUACGAUCCGGAGGGCAAUAAUUUCAUAUCGAGCACCUUGCUGCGUGACGUGUUGGCCACACUGCAUCUGGUCAGCGAGCCGGGCUACGUUAGUCUGAUGCAGAAGCGACUGGAUCCCGAGAAUCUCGGCAUUAUACUCCUCAAUGCUUUUAUGGAUGAAUUCUAUCCGCAGGAGCGUCGGUCCACGCCGGACACAUUCGAGCUGAUGCACUACAACGGCAUACCGGGCUCCAAUGACAACAAUAAGGUGCGUUACUAUUGUGGCUCGGCCAUAUUGCUGGAAGGUGAUCUCAAGUCGAUAUGCACCUCGAAUCCCAUGGUCACUUGUCUGCAGACCAAGUGGCCCAACAUUGAGAUCAAUUGGCAUGAUGCUCACAUGCCUUCGUUGAAUUGACGACCACACUGAAAGAAGAGCAACAACAACAACACAAACAAAACAACAACAGAAACAAAAGUAGGAGGAAGUGAAAGAGAAGCCGAAGAAUACGGUGAAGAGGAAGAAAACAGCUGUGCAGCAAGUGCAAGCAACAACAAUUGGAUGCCAAGCACACUUUUAUUUCAAACACCUUUCAAUUGUUUAUUGAUAAUUUAUUGAGAAAAAAAAACGUUUUAAAAACAACCAAAAAAAUGCAAACGCAAAAAAAAGCAACAAACAAAAAAAAAAUGAACAAGCAACUAACACACACACACACA
Drosophila albomicans is the source of this 2433-nucleotide messenger RNA. Its product is annotated as ubiquitin carboxyl-terminal hydrolase MINDY-3 homolog. The transcript is spliced from 6 exons. NCBI's taxonomy places the organism in Eukaryota, Metazoa, Arthropoda, Insecta, Diptera, Drosophilidae. The record is from RefSeq and is a predicted model, not a curated record. Gene Ontology annotation, biological process: protein K48-linked deubiquitination. The coding region runs from base 440 to 2134 and encodes 564 amino acids. Gene Ontology annotation, molecular function: cysteine-type deubiquitinase activity; K48-linked deubiquitinase activity.